AUGGUGAGCAUCUGGACCAUCGCAAUCUUCCUGCUGGGAGCUGUCCAAGGAAAAGAAAUUUGCUAUGGUCAGCUCGGCUGCUUUUCGGACUCUGAGCCCUGGGGAGGAACUGCAAUCAGGCCCCUGAAAGUCCUGCCCUAGAGCCCCGAGAAGAUCGGUACCCGCUUCCUGCUGUACACCAAUGAGAACCCAAGCACUUCUCAGAAUCUCCUUCUCUCUGAUCCAUCGACGGUUGAGGCAUCAUAUUUUCAAACGGACAGGAAGACACGCUUCAUCAUCCACGGCUUCAUAGACAAGGGCGAUGAGAACUGGCUGCGGGACAUGUGCAAGAACAUGUUCAAGGUGGAGGAGGUGAACUGCAUCUGCGUGGACUGGAAGAAAGGCUCCCAAACCACCUACACGCAGGCCGCCAGCAACGUGCGCGUAGUGGGCGCCCAGGUGGCCCAGAUGAUCCACGUGCUCUCGACAAACUACAGCUACUCACCUUCCCAAGUUCACCUCAUCGGCCACAGCCUGGGAGCCCACGUGGCUGGAGAGGCAGGGAGAGGCCUGGGCAGGAUCACAGGGUUGGAUCCCGUGGAAGCAAGUUUCCAGGGUACUUCCGAAGAGGUUCGCCUUGAUCCCUCCGAUGCCACCUUUGUGGACGUGAUUCACACGGAUGAGGCUCCUCUGAUCCCCUCCCUGGGUUUUGGAUCGAACCAGCUGAUGGGUCACCUUGACUUCUUCCCCAAUGGAAGGGAAGAGAUGCCGGGGUGCAAGAAGAACGCCUUGUCACAGAUUGUGGACCUAGACAGCAUCUGGUCAGGAACCAGGGACUUUGUGGCUUGCAAUCACCUGAGAAGCUACAAGUAUUACUCAGACAGCAUCCUCCACCCCAACGGGUUCACUGCAUACCCCUGCGCUACCUACAAGAACUUUGAGUCUAACAAGUGCUUCCCCUGUCCGGACGAAGGAUGCCCACAGAUGGGCCACUAUGCCGACAAAUUCGCUGGCAAGACGAGUGAAAAGCAGCAGAAAUUUUUCCUGAACACAGGCGACUCCAGCGAUUUUGCACGCUGGCGAUACGGCGUGUCUGUCACGAUGUCUGGGAGAACGGUCACUGGUCAGGUCAAAGUUUCUUUGUUUGGAAAUAAGGGAAAUACUCACCAGUUUGACAUCUUCAGGGGGAUUAUCAAGCCAGGCUCCACCCAUUUCAAUGAGUUUGAUGCAGAGCUGGAUGUUGGAACAAUUCAGAAAGUCAAAUUCCUUUGGAAUAACCACGUGGUAAACCCAACGCUCCCCAAGGUGGGCGCGUCCCAGAUCACCGUGCGGCCAGGAGAGGGGAAGACAGUGUACAGCUUCUGUAGCCAAGAUACCGUGAGAGAAGACGUCCUGCUCACUCUCACGCCCUGUUAA
Molecule: messenger RNA, 1395 nt
Organism: Artibeus jamaicensis (Jamaican fruit-eating bat)
Lineage: Eukaryota; Metazoa; Chordata; Mammalia; Chiroptera; Phyllostomidae
Gene: PNLIPRP1
Product: pancreatic lipase related protein 1
Biological process (GO): lipid metabolic process
Molecular function (GO): triacylglycerol lipase activity; protein binding
Source: RefSeq, a predicted model, not a curated record